GCGUACAGUAAAUAAAUGCAGCUUUAACGUCAGCGGAUUAACUUCAGUUCAAAGUAUAUAUUAUCGCGUGGAAUAUAAGAAAGUAAUACAACAUCGACAUCAACAAUGUGUCGCUUUAAAAAAAUAAGAUUAUCAAUUUAUUAUAUUUAAAAGAAACUCCAUUAUACAUUUUUAUAUGUAUAAACAACAACAAUGAAACAAUGAAACUCAGCCCGUACCCAGCUGCGUCCGUGUCGCCUCUCGGUCAGAAUGUGUUGCAUUUCUAUUCAACUCAAAUAAAUAUCUACUAGAAGAAAAAAAAAAAGCACUUCCCGUUCCCGGAAAGAAGAAGUGCAUACACACACCCUCGCAGUUAUACUUACCGUAAAGACUAUAAUACGAGGGCAAGUUGGUUUUUUAAAAUCUUAAAAAGUUUACCUAAUGUUUAUUCGCCAUUUAAAAAACAACUUUAAUUCCUCUUUUUUUAACUUCAUAAUAUCGGCACAGCAAAAUACCGUGUCUCGACUGUCAUAUAUACUUUGUAAUUAAUGUACAUAGAGACGUUAUUUAUGACAUUAGGGUAAUGAGCUUUAAGGCUAAAGCCAACAGUAAGUUACAGCUAAACGGUAUGAAUUAAUCUCAUAAAUUUAAACCAUUAAAGCAACUAGGAAAAUGAUUCGUAUACUUGCCAUACUUUUUUUGCUAGCAGUUGAUAUCAUGAAACAAGCAUAUCCAAAUGCUGGUUCAGGGACCAGCUUUAGUACAUAAAUAGUGUUUUUUUUAAAAAUACAUUUUAAAUGCUACUUUCUUUAAAUACAUGUUUAUGUUGCUUAAAUCUUAUUCACUGUAAAAUAUGCUACUGUAUCCUGGAGCUAUUUUCAUGUCAAUAUCAACAACUCUGAGAUUGUUUUUUUAAUUAUUUAUUUUUUUAAUAUUUUUAGUGUCUGGGCAAAUAUCUAGCUUUUGAUUUCGGUAAUUUAACCUGUUUGGUUUGUCAUGUUUAAUUUUUUUUUUAAUAGUCUUCUGUUGCUGUUGUGCUUUAUCUGGGAUCUUAUCCCUCUGGUCUGUCUUGAAUUUCAUGUUGAAUGUUCACCCUUUGGAAGUGUUUAUACAUGUUUAAAAUUUUACAUAAAUAUAGUUUUGAUUAUUAACCUAUCCCUUGGGUUUCAGUAGAAUCAUGUAGAAUAAUAACAUGCAUGUCUUUUCACAUUUAACCCACGGUCCAUAUGUUGUGGGAUCUUGUUUAAUUGAUGCGUAAUGUGAGCAGCGUGUGAGCCAAUAUGUUUUGAUCAUGUGUCGAAUGACGUCAGGGCAGAGCUGUGCUAUUGAAGCUGUGUAGCAAAACAAGGGACGUGGACCAUUGGUUGACAUGAAUCCACGUCAUGAGCUGCAUCCUAUACAGACAUGUUGGGUAAAGCAGCAUCUACUCAUUUACAGUAUGUUUCUCACCAGGCUGAGUAAUGUUUACCUUUGAGGGAUUAAUCCCAGCGUAGCUUUGCUUAGCAAUGGGAAUCUAAAGGACUUUUUUUUUUUUUUUUUAACAAGUCAAUUAUAUUUUUUAAACACUUAUGUGACAAGUCUAAAGUCUUGUUCCAGAGAAACUGAUUUGCUCCUGCGCCUAUUUGAAGGCCCUCUAUAAAUAGGAGCGUGCUGGCAACACAUGCAUGUCUAUGAUAGGCAGUUGGAGAGUUUUUUCUCCGCAGUCUCUACAGGUCCCACAGCAACACUGGCAACAUUUCAAUGGGUUUUUUACAUGGACUACUUUGCCAAACUUGAGUCCUGAGUAUUUUUGGGUCCCAUCUGUGUAUGUCAAUCGUUUUUGUGAAAUUUCUGUGAAUCCCUCCAGUGGACAAUGACUUCCAGACGGCCGAUGACACGCUCUUUUUCUGCCAAUGGGAGGACAAGCAGCUUCAACGACGAGGAUGGCAACUCUUCUAACGGCCGAAGAGAGAGGAGCAAUAGUUACCUCUCGAACGUUCGGCCUGAAAACAGCUAUUCAAGGUAUUCUCACUACAGGCCAAUGAGGAGCACACUCUGCACCGUCAUGGCCCAGCUGACGGAGGACGUGCAACCCUCGUUUGAAACCACCCUGAAGUCAAAGGCAGUCUCGGAAAACUGUAACGUGAAGUUCAGCUGCGUGGUGUCAGGAACCCCAGCUCCAGAACUGAAAUGGUACAAAGAUGACACUGAAAUGGACCGUUACUGUGGACUCCCAAAAUAUGAGAUUCGUCGGAACGGAAAAACCCACACUCUCCAAAUUUACAACUGCACACUGGAUGAUGCGGCCAUCUAUCAAGUCUCAGCCAGCAACAGCAAGGGGAUCGUCUCCUGCUCAGGAGUUCUUGAGGUCGGCACAAUGAACGAGUUCAAGAUACACCAACGGUUCUUCGAGAAGCUGAAGCAGAAAGCAGAAAAGAAGAAGAAAGACCUGGAUGCUCAAACCAAGAAGCAGGAUAAAGAAAACACACCAGCGGAGAGGCCACCGCAGAGCAGUCCAGAACGUCCUCCGAGGAAGAGACACAUGCAACCACCACAGGAGAAUCUUGUGGUGAAGAAGCCCGACGACGCAGAACAAAUGGGAGCUGCUGCAGAAGUCAAUGGAGUUACAGCGGAAACGACGCCGGUGCCUUCCACAGGAAGUGACCUGAAGAUGGACAUAUCACCCCCUAGUGACCCUUUGGCCAAGAAAAAAAUAAAGAUCUCAAAUGGAGUGGAUGCUGGAGUUGGCGGUGCUACUAGCAGCAGUAGUAACAACGGCAAGAGUCAAGUGACUGGUAACGGAAGUGAAAAUCAUUACGAUGGAGGGAAGGGUUUGGCGCAGUUUCUUGCAGAGACUCUCCAGUCUCAGGCUGCCGAGGAGAAACAGAGCUCACCUCCACUGGAGAAACGCUUAACUGACAGUACAGACUCAGAGAGGGAAGAACGUGGAAAACCUUGGACGGAAGACCAAGACAUGGUGGAAAACCGGGAAGAGGUCAUGGCGUCAGAAAAAGUGACUGAAAAAGAAAAAUCCCUGGAGUCGUCGCCUGCUUCAGUCCACAGGAAACACAGUUUGGAGGCCAAACAUCACAGCAGAGCUCACAAGGAUCACGAACACCACAACAUCCAGGCGUCCAUAUCAUCUGUGUUCCACUCUGUCAAAGACUUCCUUUUUGGCAAAACCAAGAAGGAUUCCCGCGACCACAGGGGCAGCAAGGAGAAAGAGUUGGACCGCGACCCUGGUCAGCCAGAAACGCCACCAUCGUCAAGGCUUCAACCGCAACGUACGCCAGACGUCCACAGGCCUCUGGUGGAGAGCAUCGUGCCAAUGGAAACAAAUGACCCCGAGGCGCCUUCAGAUAGUACGGAUAAAGUGCAACAGUUGGCGUCUCUGACCGUCACCCACAAACACAAGCAGGAAGACCUUUUUCCACACAAAGAGGUGCCGACAGCUCGUAAACAACCACCUGAGCUUGUGGAGAAGCUCACGGAGCAGGAGGUCAAGGAGGCCGAGGAACUUGUGGAGGCCAUGGAGGUGGAGCCGGAGAGCAGCAGUCUGGGUCAGGAUACGUCGUUGAUCCAGCCUCGGGUUCACAGUGAGAUUAAAGACAUAUAUUCUCAGGCUGACUCAGCUGUUCAACAUGUUCCUCCUAAACUGAAAGAUCCAGAUUGUAGUGAUGCGUCCGUCUUAUCAGAGAUCAAAGCAGCUGAUGAAGUACGACACCCCCUCGUGGCAUCUAUCACUACGUCAGAAGAAGACACAGUUCUCCUCCAAGGUCUUAUCUCAGAGUCAGAGAGUGACAACCCUGACCGGGCACCGACUGAAACAGUGUGUCAAGAGGAACCUACUCUUUACAAGAUGGAAGAAGAAGAGGGAAGAACCGCCAAGGAGGAACGAAACUCUUUCAACGAGUUGUGUGGGGGAAAAAAAGAUGAAGUACAAAUAAGGGAAGAGCCGUAUAAAGUUACAUCUGAGUUUACAGAAUUAUCUUUUUUGGUAGAGAAAAUUGAACCUUGUGGAAUAAAAACACCAGAUCAGGUGCUUCCACCCUCAGCUGUAUCAGAAGACACGAUAGAAAAGGGUGUUGCGGUAGAGGAGAGUGAAAGUGCUGCAAUGGUUCAGGAAAUGAUGGUAGAACUUGCUCCCACUGCAGCGAGUUUAGAGAAGAUUAACCUGAAAAGUGAGCGUGAAGGCACAGAGGAAACUGUGAGAGCCCAAAACCUCAGCGCAGAACAGAGUUCAAGUUCAGGUCUUGUUGUGGGUGAGGACAGAAGUCACGUAGAGGUUGAAAUUAGCCCUGCUCUAGAGGAAGGUUUACAGGUUGAGACGUUGUGCAAAACAGAAGAGCAAACAGUGUUAGAAGGUGAGAAGGAAGAGGGGAAAAAUGAGGAUUCCCAGACUGAGACGGAGACAGAGAGGAAGGUGGAGGAAAUAGAAAUGUUGGAGGAUACAGAAAUACCUCCAGUUAUGUCGAUACUGAAUGAGCUGAGGAGUGAGGUAUCGGAAGAACCUGGUCAAAGUGCACGCAGCGAUAACAGUCAGACGCAGCUGCAGUGGCCUUCCGAGAAAAUUCCACAGAUCCAAAUAUCUGUUGUUGACGACAGCACUCAUUUCUCAACACCAGAUCUAAGCAACUAUGAACGCUUCAUCAUCCCUAAAAUUGAAAUAUUGGAGCCUGAACACAAGGAAUGUAGUGUUGUGGAAUCAGAAAUUCCAAAACCUGAACUGGAACAUGAUCAGACCGAUCUGUCAUCCGAGUUAAUAAUGGAAGAAAGGAGUGUGUCUGAUUCUCCGGGCUUACCGCCCUCAGACACAGGUAUGCAGGGGGAAGACAACCUCUCGCCUACCAAGGUAGUCAAGGAACCAAACCAGGAAGUGAAAAUGCAGGAUGAGGGGAAAAGCAUAGAGCUCCCUCAGAUGGAAUACACUUCACUUCCUGUCAUAAACAUUUCCUGCUCUGAUGACACCAACAGCGCACUUCCUGUGAAUGGACACAAUCCACUCUCACCAUCGCAACCUUUACAAGCUCCAACGGUAUCUUUGUUUGUGGUGCCACCGAUUUCUGUCACUUGUCAUGAAAGUGACCCUGCCCUCCAAUUUCACACAAAGAGAGCUGAGUGGGCAGAAACUGAAACUGUGAGCUUCAUACAGAGAGAAAUCAAGCAGGAUGUGGGUGGCAGUGUCACAGUGAGGCCUGAGAAAAGUAGAAAGCAGAACAUUGAAGAAGAGGCCCAAAAGAGUGUGAAGGAGGAUUUGCUUCCCGAAACUCCAAAAGUCGUGCUGCCAAAGGUCACUGAUAACGUACCAUCUUUCAACAAGACAUCGGACGACGUCAUCGUUGUUCCUGAUUUGACGAUGAAGGUGAAACCUCUCAAAGAUCCCAAAAGUGAGACUUUCGUAUCUGUCGAGGACCUUCAGAGGAACAGGUCGUCUGUUGACCGACUCAGUUCUAAACCUCCGGCUCAUCCUUCCUUAAGUCCAGCCAGUCUUCGCAGAUUUAUGUCCAAAACUCUCUCAGACUUAGACGGUGACACCGUCACUGGAGACAAAGCAGACGAGGACCUGAGUGGGGGCUCCACGCCCACGACCUCCCUCUCCUGUGAGAACAGUCCCAGAAUGAAGCGCAGGGACAGCCUGACGCUCAUACGCUCCGCCACUCCAGAGGAACUGGCGUCUGGAGCUCGCCGCAAAAUCUUCAUUCCAAAAGCCAAAGAUGACGGGGACGGAGCGGUGGACGCUCAGGGCAAGAAGGACAACCCCUACAUGUCUCCCAGCCAGGCACGCAGAGCGGCUCUGCUGCAGGCCUCCAAAGGACCCAACACUCCACCCAUGGAGAGGCGCUCCCCUCUGCUGGACCGCAGGAAAGCAACGCUGGAGGUGCCGAAGGCCACGGAGGAGCCGAUUCCCAAAGAAGAACCAGUCAGCAAGAAAGAGGAGAAACAGGCUGAAAAGAAACCCGAUCCCUUGAAAGCACCUCAGGUCAUCCGUAAGAUCAGGGGAGAACCUUUCCCGGAUGCCUCCGGACACCUGAAGCUGUGGUGCCAGUUCUUCAACGUACUCAGCGACUCCACCAUCAAGUGGUUCAAAGAUGAGGAGGAAAUACUAGAAGUGAAGCGAAGCGGCGGUGACGAAACCCAGGUAGCGCUUGCUAUCAUUUUAGCAUCCAACCAAGACUGCGGUGUUUAUGGCUGCACGAUCAAUAAUGAAUAUGGGACGGACACCACGGACUUCCUCCUCAGUGAAGAUGUUCUGGCUGAAAUACUGCUUCGAGAUGAUUUGGAAGUUGGAGAGGAAAUUGAGAUGACGCCACUGCUGUUCCCCAAAGGCCUGGUCGACAGCGGGAUCUGGGCUGAGAAAUACUUUGGCCGCAUCAUGACAGAGAAAGUUCAGAUGGGGGAGGGCUACGCUCACAAGACCAGUCGGGUGAGGGUCAUCUAUGGUCUGGAUCCUGUCUUUGACUCUGGAAUAAACUGCAUCAUCAAAAUCCACAACCUCAUCCCGUACGGAACUAAACAGGAGAGCAACCUGGCAGAGAGGAAUCUGGAGAUCACCAAGCACGAAUGCAAAGUCCAAGACAUGAUUCGGGAAUACUGUAAAAUCUUUGCAGCAGAAGCAAGAGUCAAUGAGAACUUUGGGUUUUCACUCGAAGUGAUUCCUCGGUAUCUGAUGUACCGACCUGCGAACUCGGUGCCGUACGCCUCGGUGGAGGCAGAUCUGGAAGGUGACUUUAUUCAGUACUGUACCAUUGACCCUAAAGGGAAGUUGUUCACGCGAACUAGCUCUGAAGUGGAGCUGAAAUGCAGCACUUUCCAGCACUGGAUCCACCAGUGGACACAUGGGAACUUACUUGUGACGAGACUGGAAGGUGUUGAAACCAGGCUGACUAACAUUGGAGUAGUGACCAAGUCAAAAGGAUACCAAGGAUUAACGGAGGUUGGCUCCCCUGACGUCUUCGAACAGUUCCAGACUCACCAUCAGUGCAACUACUACUGCGGACUCCUCGGGCUGCGCCCCCUGAAGUCCAUGGAGAGCCAGUCCACCAAGAUUAAAGGCUCCAGGAGCCCACUCCUCAACCGCAAGAUAGGGUCCAGCAGCCCGCAGACGCAGCGUAAAGGACAGAGUCCCCAGACAACCAGGAAGGCUAACUCUAGUCCCAAGGUGACCAGAAAGAUUCAGGAGUUGGAGGACAACAAACCUGAGACUCAGAACCUGAAGCCUUCAGAGACUGUGGGAGCUCUGGAAAUGAGAUAAGAAGAAGAGCUUCGUCUGUAUCAGGUAAAAUGUCAGAUUCUUUACGAUGACCCACGAUGGCACAGGAGGGAAGAGCGAGAGUAAGGACGUCUAACUGUGAAUUUCAACAUAGAAACUAUUAAUAAUAAUUGCGAGUUUUAAGAGUUUAAAGCAGAGGUCCCCAACUUUUUUUUUUGGCGUAAAAACCGCAAUAAUAAAACGUGUAUUUAAUAAUCCAUCAGAGAGAAAGCUGUGGUGAUCCAUCUGGAAUUUUACUGUAAAAAAAACUCUCCUUUUUUGAAGCUUAAACUUUUUUUUCUCCCCUUUUUGCUCUCCAAAGACUUUUAUUUUGAAAGAUGUCUUGAAAUGUGUUAAGAGCCGUUUGUGAUCGGAAGAUCCAGUCAAUUUUCAAAAUAAAACAUCACUUUUACGCAGAUAUUAAAUCAAAUUUAAAACCUUUUUUUUUUCUCAUUGCGGCCCAAUAUUGGUCCGGGCCCCGGUGGUUGGGGACCUCUGGUUUAGAGAGUAUUUAGGGUGAUGGACUCGAAGCGUUUUACCUUAUAGGUAUACUGUAUAUUUGUCAGCUUCAUCUCAAAGGCUGUUCACAAGAAGGGGACAUAGCCAUUUGUUUCUGAAGUACAGCUCAGGAAGAAGACGGCAGUUGGUACUGAGCCACCAGGGGGAGAUGAUCGCUCCUUUUUCCUCCAGCUGCUCCCUUUUAAGGUCACUAGAGCACAUGACCUGCCUUCACUUCAAUGUUCUCUGUUAUUCCAACAUUCAUCUGCAGAUCAUCCUUCACUACAUCCAUGGAUCUACCUCUUUUACGCCCUCUCCUGGCUGUCCCAACCUCAAUCUUUCCUCUCCAACUUUAGCUAGUUGCAGAGACUGGAAAUGACAUGGCUAAUUCUCUGACGAUAUUAUCCUCUCAACCGCUUGUUUAUUAUGGGGUUUUUGUUUUUUUUUUUUCAUUUCAGUUUUUUUUAUUAUUCAUCAUGCUUCUGUCGGCUCCUGCCUUUGAAGAAAGACAUUUCUUGGUCGUUAUAGAAGGCAUCAGGCCAUGUCCAUGUACAAUGCAAGUCCGUGAUGACUUUUAAGAAAGAAAAGUUGACCUAUGGAAACUUUAGACCGAUAUAUUAACAGAGUAAGUUGCUGGAAAACAUUUGUAAAUGACAGGUCAGUUCAGUUAGACUCUGACAGUCGUAAGGGAUUUCUUCAAAAUUAAGUCUAAUUUCCAUCUUAGAUCUCCUCAAAUGUUUUCAUUAUUUAAGCAGCUACAGCUAUGCCCAUUUCUUCUGUUCUUUCUUUGCUUUAAACCAGUGUUUCCUAAGUGAUGGGUAAUUUUAGUAGUUGAUGGUUGAUCUCAGUUUUGUCAAAUCCUAGUACUGCAAAACCCAUCAGCUUUAGAGAGGACUUAUUUAAGAUCCUACAAAAUGUGACGAUGAAUUUCUGGCCUGUGUAAAAAGCAUUCAGAUAUUGUGGAGAAUUCCUGGUCUUUGUGACAACGACGUUGAAUCGCUGUUUUAAAACUGUGAAAUAUGUUUGAAUCAUUCAGACCGACAGGUAUUAAAUACUUGAUGCGAUCAGAGCCGCAGAUACAGCUGAGGUUGGAGGUGUGUGUAUGAAACGCUGCAUGCCCGUCUGUGAUGUACGUUACGGUAAGUGUGCAUGGUGUAAAGGUUUAUUUCAAAGGUUUCGUUAAUAUCUAUGUUUACUAUUAGAACAGUCUGUUCAGAAAUUCACCAACCAGCAACGUUGAGCUCAUGCUGCAGGAGAAAGGUAAAAAAAACCCACACAUAUAAUUUUGCGCACUUUGUUUUGGGUCUUCUUUUUUUUAGUAGAUUUUAUGUCUGUGUUUGUCUGUAUCUGUGUAUAAAUCAUCACUUUAUGGUAGGUUGUGUUACACAAUCUCUCAACACCUGAGUCAUAAAUGGUGAACCUGUCAGCUGUGACGUGCUAAUGCUGAUGGACACGUGACUUUGUUCCCACUGAGUUGUACUAUGGACUGAGAUAAAGGCACAGUUGAACCCAACUUCGGGGGGAGAGGGGGGGGGGGGUGAAAACACCCUGUGCUUGACUUUACACAUGUGAAUGUUGCUCAGGUACAGUUAAUCCACAAUGAUAGCACGCUGCUGUUUUUCUUUUUUUUUUUUUUCUUUCUUUUUUUCUAGCCCAAUCAGCUUUUGUAUGUGGGUGCAGAAUGGGCCAAAAAGUGGGAUGCAUACCAGUUGGCCUGAAAAUUCAAUGUAGGCCAAGUGAAAGUCUGCUAAGGUCACGUUAGUUUAGCUAUGAUGUCAAAGUAUAAUCAUUGGAUUGGAAUGUGUUUUUUUUUUCAUAUACUGAUUUCAUGAAAAUACUCUGGGUUAAAUUUUAACAGACAAUAAUUUGAUGACAAUGCACGGGAAAAAGAAGCAAAAAAGAAAAAAAA
Molecule: messenger RNA, 9614 nt
Organism: Cynoglossus semilaevis (tongue sole)
Lineage: Eukaryota; Metazoa; Chordata; Actinopteri; Pleuronectiformes; Cynoglossidae
Gene: alpk3a
Product: alpha-kinase 3a
Exons: 16
Coding region: 1832-7210 (1792 amino acids)
Biological process (GO): protein phosphorylation; cardiac muscle cell development
Cellular component (GO): nucleus
Molecular function (GO): ATP binding; protein serine/threonine kinase activity
Source: RefSeq, a predicted model, not a curated record